This is a messenger RNA of Umbelopsis ramanniana AG, 461 nucleotides long. RefSeq lists its product as uncharacterized. Gene Ontology annotation, cellular component: DASH complex. NCBI's taxonomy places the organism in Eukaryota, Fungi, Mucoromycota, Umbelopsidomycetes, Umbelopsidales, Umbelopsidaceae. The transcript has 2 exons. Bases 29 to 292 code for a protein of 87 amino acids. The record is from RefSeq and is a predicted model, not a curated record. Gene Ontology annotation, biological process: attachment of spindle microtubules to kinetochore.
CACUCUUCAGCUGCAGCUUAUUUGAUUCAUGUCUGACGCGCAGCACCAUCGGCAGCCAGUUUCCUCUACAUAUGCAUCCAAGGCUAUGCACUACGCUAGUUUGAAUGCUCAACUGGAUGUACUACAGAAAAACGUCGAAGAAUUGCAACAGAAAUUGCAAGUUACUACACAGCAAAUCCCUUCGUUUCGAAAAAUGGGCAUUUUGCAUUCCUCCAUGUUCAUGUCAGCUACUCGAGUGAUCAAUAAUCAAAACGAGCCGAAAUCUGAUACUCAUUCAUCCAUAAGCGCAUAAGCUACAACCUUACGAAAACACUCUGUACAAUAGCGAUAAUUAUAAUAAAUAUAAUGGGUUCUAUCCAAAAAAUAACAACAAUUCUAUUUAAGAUCAAGAUUGAUAGAUAUGUAUAAUGUUGAAAGUUAAGCAAAUCACCAUAACAGCGACGCCGUAAAUUGCCAAACAC